Messenger RNA from Lachancea thermotolerans CBS 6340, 1635 nucleotides. RefSeq lists its product as uncharacterized. The record is from RefSeq and is a predicted model, not a curated record. NCBI's taxonomy places the organism in Eukaryota, Fungi, Ascomycota, Saccharomycetes, Saccharomycetales, Saccharomycetaceae. The coding region runs from base 1 to 1635 and encodes 544 amino acids. Gene Ontology annotation, cellular component: membrane. The transcript has a single exon. Gene Ontology annotation, molecular function: acetyl-CoA transmembrane transporter activity.
AUGAGUGGGGUGCCGCAUCAGCUAGCGAGGCAUGACUACAAAGCUUUUUUCUUGCUGGUUGUUCUCUACUUCUUGCAAGGUAUACCUGUUGGAUUAGCUUUUGGCACGGUGCCGUUCUUGCUGAAGUCGGGAGCAAGGGAGACGACUUUUACGCAGCUAGGCGUCUUUGCGCUGGCCACAUAUCCUUACUCGCUCAAGAUUAUCUGGUCCCCAAUUGUGGAUUCAAUUUACAGCAAAAAGACUGGACGUCGGCGCUCGUGGAUCAUACCUGUCCAGCUGGCUAGCGGUAUCAUCCUGUGGGCCAUAGGGUUUUGCGUGUCAAACAAUUUAGUAUUUGCCGGCAUUGAUGAUUCUUACAGUACGGGCAACGCGCCGGUCAAACAAGGAGUGCGGCCUACAGACAUCACUACCUUAACUAUUUGCUUUCUUCUUCUGGUGUUCUUGUGCGCUACACAGGACAUUGCAGUUGACGGCUGGGCACUAGAAAUACUUUCAAAACAGUCCUUGUCCUAUGCAUCCACUGCGCAGACUGUGGGACUCAAUACGGGCUACUUUUUAUCAUUUACAAUCUUUUUGACUUUCAAUUCAAGUGAUUUCAUGAACAGGUAUAUCAGAAGUGAACCACUAGAAUAUGGAUUGAUAAGUUUUGGUGGUUACUUGAAGUUCGCGGGAACUGUUUAUCUAGCGGUUACCUUCUACAUCAUGUUCUUUACCAACGAGCGCCCCAGCAAUUGUUCAGUUCUACCUUCCACAGCAAAAAAGAGUGACGAAAAACAAGUAAUCGAUUAUAACGUCGAGACAGGCGCUUCAAGCAUCAGCCUUAAAAAUGUUUAUUUGCUUUUCUUCAAGGUUCUGAAAUUGCCAAGUGUGCGUUCUCUCAUGCUUAUUCACCUUGUCUCAAAAUUCGCCUUUCAAUGCAACGAGGGUGCCACAAAUCUCAAGCUUCUCGAAAGAGGUUUUAAAAGAGAGGACUUAGCCGUCACUGUGCUUGUAGACUUUCCGUUCGAAAUCAUCUUCGGAUACUAUGUGGCAAAGUGGAGCAGUAGUGCAACGUUCGGCCCAAGGAAAUUUGAGCGUUCAAACUUUUUUGCUAGAAUGCUGGUCGGUGAGGCUGGUAUCCUCACACCAUGGCUUUGGGGAUUUUUAGGCCGGUUGCUCUCAGCUUUUCUGGCAGGUAUUUUAGUAGCCAAGUUUCCUUCCGACGGAAUAGUAACGCGGAGUUAUUUUUUGAUGGUUAUAUUUCAACAUCUUCUAGGCUCAUUCAUGACAACCGUCCAAUUCGUUGCCAUAUGCGCGUUUCAUACCAGAAUCGCCGAUUCGGCCAUUGGGGGGACCUACAUGACGCUACUGAACACUUUUAGCAAUCUGGGAGGAACGUGGCCCAGGCUUUUGGUUAUGACGAUGAUCGACCGUCUAACAAAACACGAAUGCGUAGGGACCGGAGCACAGCCACUUGACGCUACCGACGAAGGGCUUUGUAAAGCCGCUGGCGGAACUUGGAUGAUAGUCCGAGACGGAUACUUUGUCUCGAACUUCUGCUGUAUCACAGUAGGGAUUGUGCUGUACUUUACCUUCAUUAGAAAGAGGGCGCAAAGACUUCAGCUAUUGCCUGAGAGCGCAUGGCACUGUUCUUAA